UGCACGUGCGUGGCGGUGCUGGGAGCGCGCGUCGGCUCGGCUGAUGUCCGAGAUGGAGAUCCAGAGCCCGGGGGCCGAGGACGGCUUCACUCGGGUCACCGGCAGAGGUGGCCGGCGGGCAAAGAAGCGACAGGCCGAGCAGCAGUGCGCGGCGGGCGAGGACGACGGAGACGCGGGCCGCAUGGACACGGAGGAGGCCCGAGCGGCGAAGAGGCCGGUCUUCCCGCCGCUGUCCGGGGACGGGCUGCUGAAUGGGAAAGAAGAAACGAGGAAAGUUCCAGUCCCGGCUCACAGAUACACACCGUUAAAAGAAAACUGGAUGAAGAUAUUUACUCCUAUUGUAGAACAUUUGGGACUUCAGAUACGCUUCAACUUGAAAUCAAGGAAUGUGGAAAUCAGGACUUGUAAAGACACCACAGACGUCAGUGCUCUAACGAAAGCAGCUGACUUUGUGAAGGCCUUUGUUCUCGGAUUUCAGGUGGAGGAUGCACUAGCCCUUAUCAGGCUGGACGACCUCUUCCUAGAGUCCUUCGAAAUUACGGAUGUUAAGCCCCUAAAGGGAGACCACCUGUCAAGGGCUAUAGGAAGAAUUGCUGGCAAAGGAGGAAAAACCAAAUUCACCAUAGAGAAUGUGACCCGGACUCGGAUAGUUUUGGCUGAUGUGAAAGUUCACAUCCUUGGUUCUUUCCAAAACAUCAAGAUGGCAAGAACUGCCAUUUGCAACCUCAUCCUAGGAAAUCCUCCAUCAAAGGUUUAUGGGAAUAUUCGAGCUGUGGCUAGCAGAUCAGCAGACCGAUUCUGAUUCCCAUUUGACACCUUAGAUGAUCACUGGACUCUGAAGGAAGAGUGUGUGCUGCAGAUGUCCACACAAACCUGAACAAACAGCUCGGAUACUUUGUUUGGUUCCUUCUUCUGUUCUUGGCCAAAGCCAUAAACAAAGGAAUCAUACUCAUCAAAUCUAAAACUUUGUUUACAUAUAAUUUGUCAUCUUUUUUCACUUUCAAUCACAUAUAGCAGAUUUGAAAUUUUCUCAUUUGUAGAAAACUUGAUUUAAAUAUUUUAUAUAAAUUUUUAAAUUAUUCAGUAUAUAGGUUUGUAACUAAACUUAUGAAUAGUUAUUUUCUGUAAAUUGUCAUUAAAAGCGUUGUCAGAAAACCAGAAUCAUACCUGUUCUUAACGCUGCAUUGUGUGUGUGCUUUAGAAUCCAGUCACAAGCAGAUUGGUCUACACUGUUGCCCUAAUCUUUGUAGCAGUUUGUAAAAUGAAAGGCAAACAUCAA
This is a messenger RNA of Jaculus jaculus (lesser Egyptian jerboa), 1279 nucleotides long. It is a transcript of the gene Pno1, whose product is annotated as partner of NOB1 homolog. Gene Ontology annotation, molecular function: RNA binding. The transcript has 7 exons. The record is from RefSeq and is a predicted model, not a curated record. Gene Ontology annotation, cellular component: nucleolus. The coding region runs from base 44 to 802 and encodes 252 amino acids. Lineage: Eukaryota; Metazoa; Chordata; Mammalia; Rodentia; Dipodidae.